Molecule: messenger RNA, 1389 nt
Organism: Penicillium cinerascens
Lineage: Eukaryota; Fungi; Ascomycota; Eurotiomycetes; Eurotiales; Aspergillaceae
Product: glycoside hydrolase family 16 protein
Exons: 3
Coding region: 1-1389 (462 amino acids)
Biological process (GO): carbohydrate metabolic process; fungal-type cell wall organization
Cellular component (GO): fungal-type cell wall
Molecular function (GO): glycosyltransferase activity; hydrolase activity, hydrolyzing O-glycosyl compounds
Source: RefSeq, a predicted model, not a curated record
AUGAGGCUCACUCUCAGUGCAGCCUUGGGCCUGCUCUGCUCCUCCGUCUUGGUUGCAGCCCAGACAUACACCACUUGCCCCGCGGACACUGCCUUGGGCAAAACCGACCAGACGUUCGACUUCACCGCGGGUGCCUCCGAUCAGUUCUCUGCUUCCGGAACCGUCACAUACGAUGAUACCAACGGUGCCACUUUCACCGUCGCCAAGCAGGGCGACGGGCCGUUAAUCCAGUCUGGCUGGUACAUCAUGUUCGGCAAGGUCGAAUACACCAUCAGGGCAGCUCCAGGAACGGGCAUUGUCAGCAGUGCCGUACUGCAGUCCGACGAUCUGGACGAAAUCGACUGGGAAUGGCUUGGAGGCAAAAGCUCUCAAGUGCAGACCAACUAUUUCGGCAAAGGAGACACUAGCAGUUACAACCGCGGUGCAUUCCACGACAACCCUGACAAUCAGAACGAAUGGCACACUUACUCCGUGGACUGGACCAGUGAACAGAUUGUCUGGGCUAUUGACGGAAAAACUAUUCGUGUCCUCACGCCCAGCACGGCAGACACCAACCAGUACCCCCAGUCCCCCAUGAUGAUCAAGGUCGGUGUGUGGGCCGGCGGCGAUCCCAGCAACGCCCAAGGAACCAUUGACUGGGCUGGCGGUUUGACCGAUUACAGCAAAGGCCCAUUCAGCAUGUACAUGAAGACGAUGACCGUGACCGACUACUCGACCGGAAAGUCAUACAGCUAUGGCGACAAGUCUGGCUCGUGGGAAUCAAUUAUCUCUAAUGGAGGCAAGAUCAAUGGCAAUAGUGCUGAUGAACCUACUGAGACUCAGUCUGCUCCCACUAUCACGGCGACCGCCUCUGGUAUACCCAUUCCUUGGAGUGGAACGCACAAGGAGACCUCAACCUUCGUCACCCCCGACGUCUGGCCCUGGGUUGCCACCGAUUCAGCCUCGGCUUCUACUGGUCUUCCCAGUGGAUGGGAAUCUGCCUCUGGCCGCAUCUCACCACCUGGCGGGGGCUCAAUGAGUGAGCACCCCCUUUUACCCUUCAUCAACACGUCCCUGGAAUCAGUCACUAAGACCGAGUCACUUCCUUUACAGUCUACCUUCCAAUCUACCUCAGUGGUUUGGGCUUCGCCAUCGGCUGUCUUUUCCCCUUCUGGGCUUGAGAGCUAUCAUGGAAACGCGACCCGUCUUGCCCACAGUAUGACCUCGAAGAAAGCUAAGACCAAGACUACGAGGACCCGAACCAAGACUACCGCUACCAAGACCAACAAGGCCGCCUCUACAUUAAUCCCGACCAUUGCCUCUGCGGUUAGCGGUGGGAUCAGCCUGGGCAUUCCUGCAAUCCUGGGCAUUUUCUGCACCCUGCUUGCGGCCAUUUUUGCAUUCUUUUGA